Boleophthalmus pectinirostris (great blue-spotted mudskipper) is the source of this 3084-nucleotide messenger RNA. Its product is annotated as collagen alpha-1(XIX) chain. The transcript is spliced from 47 exons. The record is from RefSeq and is a predicted model, not a curated record. Lineage: Eukaryota; Metazoa; Chordata; Actinopteri; Gobiiformes; Gobiidae. Bases 1 to 3084 code for a protein of 1027 amino acids.
AUGAUUUGCUUGCUAACAUGGACGUCUUUUCUUUGGACUCUGAAUUCCAUUCCUUGCACAUUUGGGAUGGCAGUGAAUGAGCAAACAGAUGGCACAUGUCCCUUUUUGAGUGUUCAGGAUCACAGGUUUUCAGAUGUUUUAGAUCGACCAUUGCAAAUUACAGGAUUUGAUUUGACAGAGAAGUUUCUUCAGAGAAAAGGCACCGUGUGGGAAAACCUGCCGUCAUUUCGUUUGGGGAGCAGUCCAUUGAUUAAACCAACAAAAUCCAUAUUUCCGAAUGGGUUGCCAAGUGAAUACUCAUUGGUCACUACCUUCAGAGUGCGAAGAACGACAAAGAAAGACCGCUGGUAUCUUUGGCAGAUAUUUAACCAAUCAGGAAUCUCUCAGGUUUCUGUGGUGGUCGAUGGCGCCAAGAAGGUUGUGGAGUUUUCUUACCAAAGUGCUCUCAAGAACACUCUCCGCUACACAUUCAAAAGUAGAGACUUGCACAACCUGUUCGAUCGCCAGUGGCACAAGCUGGGCAUCUCCGUGCAGAGUAACAUUGUGUCUAUGUACAUGGACUGCAAACUGGUGGAGAGAAAACUGACAGAUGAGAAGGAGAGCAUAGAAACCAGUGGAAGAACCCUCAUUACUACAAGAGUGGAGGAUGGUCGGCCUAUAGAUAUUGAACUGAAACAACUCAUAAUCUACUGUGACCCUUAUAUGGCUGAAAUGGAAAACUGCUGUGAACUGCUUGAACCCAAGUGUGAAGCCUGGGAGACACUUAAUGGGACUUCCCCUCCCCUGGUUACCGCGCAGCUCCCGCAGAUGCUGUCUCAGCCUCCAUCGCAGCCCACUGACAGAUGCCACUGUCCAUCUGAAAAGGGGGAAGUUGGAGCAGAAGGGCAAAAGGGAAUCGAUGGGGAGAAGGCUGACGACGAAUGUGUCAAAGGUGCUCAGGGCCAGCCAGGGGACAAGGGAGACAAGGGAAUGGCUGUGGUCCCGGGUCACCCAGGCAAAGAGGGCAAAAGGGGACGCAGAGGAAAGACAAGGGAGCCCGGGCCCAAAGGCAUGCCUGGGGAAAAGGGCGACUCCGGGGUCCCAGGGGAGAAGGGAGAGCGAGGAGAGGCGGGUCAGCCCGGUGCAGACGGAGCCGCCGGGAUGAAAGGACAAAAAGGAGAUGUGGGUCCACCCGGUCCUCCUGGUCCUGUGAUGACAGCGCAUGGAUUAAGAUUGCUCUCUGGCACAGACGACAUGAAGGAGCCGACCCUGAAAGGAGAAAAGGGUGAUCAGGGAGAGGUGGGAGCCCAAGGACCUCCAGGCUUCAAGGGCCUGCCCGGACCCACUGGACUGCCUGGACUCCCUGGUGAGCCAGGCUCGCCAGGGGAGGCCGGGGCGCCAGGGAGAGACGGCCUGAAAGGAGAGAAGGGAGAUUGUGGUGAAAUAGUGGGGCCACCAGGGCCAAAGGGAGAGCCUGGCGAGCCUGGAGGUGGUUAUAUGGCUGAUGGUUUGCCCCUGACUAGAGGCUCACGUGGUCCAAAGGGCGAAAGAGGGGUCCCGGGACUGCCAGGAGACCACGGAGAGAAAGGCGAACCUGGAGAAGGAGUUCAAGGCCCACCGGGCCCUGUGGGACCCCCAGGAAAGCCAGGAAUACAGGGAUCCCGUGGUCCCCCAGGUCCAUUUGGCCCACCUGGAGCUCCUGGACGAGAGGGCUCCCCUGGUAGACCAGGCCCACCAGGCCCUGCUGGACCCCCGGGUGAACCAACUGCUUUGCCUAUUGUUGGUGACAUGGGCUCUCUACUAAAGAAUGCCUGCAGUGCCUGUGCCAAGAUCCCAGGGCUGCCUGGGCAGAAGGGAGAGAAGGGCUCCAGAGGCGAACCAGGGGUGGAAGGCAUGGUGGGAGAAAAGGGGGAUCCAGGUGUCAGGGGUCCCAUGGGUAACCCUGGUAAAGAAGGUCCAAAGGGAGUGAAAGGCGAAAGAGGGUUCCCAGGCCCCACUGGAGAUAAAGGCGAUGAGGGCCCAGCUGGAGUCCCAGGCCUCCCUGGAGCAGCCGGUCGAACUGGAGCCCCGGGGAUUAUGGGUAGACCUGGUCCAGCCGGACCACAAGGAGGAAAAGGAGAAAAGGGAAAUGAAGGUUCUCCAGGAAAGCCAGGCCCCCCCGGACCUCCUGUGAUUCUGUUCCAGGGCAAUGGGAUGGGCAGUCUCUAUAAGCUGCAGAGCACUGGAGCUAUUUUAGGACCCCCCGGAGCUCCUGGUGCACCGGGUCCCAAAGGAGAUGAUGGGGUUGUGGGUGAGCCAGGGCCUAUGGGAUUACCAGGGCUUGAUGGGCUUCCUGGUGCCAAGGGAGACAUUGGUUUACCUGGACCUCCUGGAAUGCCUGGUCCAGCAGGGAAGCCCGGUGCGCGUGGAGAGCCAGGGAUCCCAGGAGAGCCGGGUGAGCGGGGACCCAUUGGAGAAACUGGAUUCCCAGGACCUGAGGGACCCCAAGGUCCUCCUGGCCGUGCUGGAAGAGAUGGGACUCCUGGAUACAAGGGAGAGACGGGGAGACCUGGAGACAGAGGCUCCAAAGGAGAACGUGGCGACCCAGGCAUUCCUGGAGAGCGAGGUGUCCAAGGAGAGCGAGGACGCACCGGUGACUCUGGUCCAUCUGGACCAAUGGGACCCCAAGGCCAAAAGGGAGACCCAGGUCCUCCGGGAUGGCUGGGAAGUUCACAUCUUCUGGGUGAUCCUGGAUUUUUGGAGGAACUGAAAACAAUCAUUCGGAAUGAAGUUUUAAGGGCUAUGGAAGACAAAGUGUCACACGCUUCCAUGAUGCAGAAGACUCCAGCAGGGAUUUUAGCUGCUCACUUCCAAGGACCUCCAGGACCACCGGGCAGAGACGGGUUACCGGGCCUACCUGGAGAGCCUGGUUCUCCUGGUCCUCAAGGAUACAGGGGCCAGAAAGGAGAGCGAGGUCAGAUGGGGUUGACGCUGCCAGGAGAUCCGGGGCCUAUGGGACCACCAGGACCCCCUGGGAUCAACACUCACGGGCCCCCGGGACCUCCAGGGCCCCGUGGAGCUCCUGGAACAUGUGACCCCAGUGACUGCCUUCUUCCUUCCCUAUGA